UCAUGAUAGACAAGAGGAGAACUAGGACGCGAGAAAGAGGAAACGACAGGACGCGGACGAGAUCAAUGCUGCUGUACUUUGCGUCACCUCAACGCCAGUUUAGAAAAAGUGAGAAGGUGGAGUAGAAUAAGGAACGAUAGGGUUGAUAUUUUGAAAACUAGUAAUAUGGAGGUUUGUAUGGAAUUUCUAAAUUUAGAGAUGGAAAAGCAACUGCGCACUGGAUUUCAAACACCCUGUACCAGAAAAAUAGGGGUAGGGAUGCACAUUUUAGUGGCUAUGCAAUUGAAUGGAGAAGCAAGAAAAUCGGUCCAAUAUGCAACAAAUUGGGUACAUCUUGAUUUUCACAAAUUGACGUAAACCGAUUUACUUGUCCAUAUCCCCAUACUGGGAUACUUUGACGUUCU
Messenger RNA from Plasmopara halstedii, 404 nucleotides. RefSeq lists its product as uncharacterized. The record is from RefSeq and is a predicted model, not a curated record. Bases 166 to 357 code for a protein of 63 amino acids. The transcript has a single exon. Lineage: Eukaryota; Oomycota; Peronosporomycetes; Peronosporales; Peronosporaceae.